Abrus precatorius (Indian licorice) is the source of this 2888-nucleotide messenger RNA. RefSeq names its product cytochrome P450 CYP736A12-like. The coding region runs from base 3 to 2888 and encodes 961 amino acids. Gene Ontology annotation, molecular function: iron ion binding; heme binding; oxidoreductase activity, acting on paired donors, with incorporation or reduction of molecular oxygen. The transcript is spliced from 5 exons. NCBI's taxonomy places the organism in Eukaryota, Viridiplantae, Streptophyta, Magnoliopsida, Fabales, Fabaceae. The record is from RefSeq and is a predicted model, not a curated record.
AGAUGUCACUUCAAACAUUAGCUAUGCCUACAAUCGUAAUCCUUGGGAUAUUCAUAUUCACUCUAUAUGUUGCUAUAUUGCAUCCAAAACAACAUCAAAAUAAUGGGAAAAAUGCACCAGGUCCUAUGGCCUUGCCAAUUAUUGGUAACCUACACAUGUUAGGGAAACUCCCACACCGCAGCCUUCAAUCCUUAGCCAAAAAAUAUGGACCCAUAAUGUCCUUAAAGCUAGGACAGGUUCCUGCAAUUGUGAUUUCUUCCCCUGAAACAGCUGAACUAUUCCUCAAGACCCAUGACACUCUCUUUGCAAGCAGGCCUAAAAUUGAAGCUUCGAAAUUUAUUCUUAAGAACAAGGGCCUAGUGUUUUCUGAGUAUGGUGCCUACUGGCGCAACAUGAGAAAAUUGUGCACUCUACAACUUUUGAGUGCAUCAAAAGUUGAGAUGUUUGGUCCUUUGAGGAGAGAAGAGGUGGGAAUAUCGGUGAAGAGAAUAAAAAAUGCAGCAGCGUUGUGUGAAGUUCUGGACCUUAGUGCGUUGGUGGGAGAGCUUAUGGAGAACAUUGUAUAUAAAAUGGUUUUUGGGCGCACUAAAGAUGAUAGAUUCGACUUAAAGGGACUUGUCGAAGAGAUAUUGAGCUUGGUCGGAGCUUUCAACGUUGCAGACUACAUCCCUUGGCUUGGUGUGUUUGAUCCUCAGGGACUUACAAGACGAUUAAAGAGAGCAAGCAAGGCAUUUGACGAAGUCUUGGAGCAAAUAAUUGGAGACCAUGAGCAUCCACCUGAUGAUGAACAAAAAGGGCCACGCAAGAAGGACUUUGUGGACAUAAUGCUAUCACUUAUGCACCAACCCAUGGAUCUUAAUGAUGGACAGAAUUACGUCAUUGAUAGAACUAAUAUCAAAGCUAUUAUAACAGAAAUGAUUGGAGCAUCAUUGGACACAUCUGUUACAACAGUUGAGUGGGCUAUGUCAGAACUCUUGAGGAAUCCAAGUGUGAUGAAGAGACUUCAAGAUGAACUAGAAAAUGUAGUGGGAAUGAACAGACAUGUGGAAGAGCAUGACUUGGAAAAUUUGCCCUAUUUAAAUAUGGUAGUGAAGGAGACGUUGCGAUUAUAUCCUGUUGCACCUUUGCUAGUGCCACGUGAGUCUAGAGAAGAUGUUACCAUUGAAGGUUAUGACAUAAAGAAAAAGUCAAGGAUCAUAAUAAAUGUAUGGGCAAUAGGAAGAGAUCCUAAAGUUUGGUCACAUAACUUCCAACUUGUACCAUUUGGUUCAGGUCGCAGAAGGUGUCCUGGGAUGCAAUGGGGUCUAACUACUGUUAGACUAGUUCUAGCUCAAUUAGUGCAUUGCUUCGAUUGGGAGCUUCCAUUGGGCAUGUCUCCACAUGACUUAGACAUGACUGAGAAAUUUGGUCUUGCAAUUCCAAGAAAUAAGCAAUUGCGAGCAAUGCCAACUUAUCGCAUAAAAAAUCCACCAGGUCCUAAGGCCUUGCCAAUUAUUGGUAACCUACACAUGUUAGGGAAACUACCACAUCGCACCCUUCAAGCCCUUGCCACAAAAUAUGGACCCAUCAUGUCCUUAAAAUUAGGACAAGUACCAACCGUUGUGAUUUCCUCUCCUGAAACAGCUGAGCUAUUCCUCAAGACCCAUGACACUGUUUUUGCUAGUAGGCCUAAAACUCAAGCCUCAGAAUACAUGUCUUAUGGCUCUAAAGGGGUAGUGUUUUCUGAGUAUGGUGCAUAUUGGCGCAACCUGAGAAAGGUGUGCACCACACAACUUUUAAGUGCAUCAAAAGUUGAGAUGUUUGCUCCUUUGAGGAGGGAAGAGUUAGGACUACUUGUGAAGUCACUUGAAAAAGCAGCAUCCUCACGUGAGGUUGUAAACAUCAGUGAGCAAGUUGGGGAGGUUAUAUCAAAUAUUGUCUAUAAGAUGAUACUUGGGCGCAGUAAGGAUGAUAGAUUCGACCUUAAGGGGCUUGUUCAUGACGCUUUGCACUUGAGUGGAGUUUUCAACGUGGCAGAUUAUGUACCUUGGGCAGGUAUCUUUGAUCUUCAGGGACUAAAAAGAAAAUUCAAGAAAACAAGUGAGGCAUUCGAUCAAGUGUUUGAGCAGAUCAUCAAAGAUCAUGAGGAAGCUUCUAAUAGCAUGAAAAAUAAUGUGCAUUACAAGGACUUUGUGGACAUACUGCUGUCACUUAUGCACCAAAACAUGGAUCAAUAUGAGCAGAAACAUGUGAUUGACAGAACUAAUAUCAAGGCUAUUAUAUUGGAUAUGAUUGGAGGAGCAUUUGACACAUCUACCACUGCAAUUGAAUGGGCUAUGUCAGAACUCUUAAGGCACGAAAGGGUCAUGAAGAAGCUUCAAGAUGAGUUAAAUAAUGUGGUAGGGAUAAAAAGGCAAGUAGAGGAGUCAGACUUGGCAAAAUUGCCUUAUUUGAAUAUGGUAGUGAAAGAGACAUUAAGGUUGUAUCCUGUUGGACCUUUGCUAGUGCCUCGUGAGUCCCUAGAAGAUAUCACUAUUAAUGGUUAUCACAUAAAGAAAAAGACAAGAAUUUUGAUCAAUGCAUGGGCAAUAGGACGAGAUCCUAAAGUAUGGUCAAAUAAUGCCGAAAUGUUUUAUCCAGAGAGAUUUGUUAAUAGCAAUAUAGACAUUAGAGGACAAGACUUUAAACUCAUACCAUUUGGUUCAGGUCGUAGAGGAUGUCCUGGGAUACAAUUGGGUUUAACUACUGUUGGUCUUGUUCUAGCUCAAUUAGUGCAUUGCUUUAAUUGGGAACUUCCAUUGAACAUGUCUCCAGAGGACUUAGACAUGACUGAGGAAUUUGGCCUUUCAAUUCCAAGAAGUAAGCACUUGUUGGCUAUACCAACUUGUCGCCUAUUCAAUAAAGCUUGA